UCUCUUUUCCUUUCCCUCCCCUGUUAAACGAGACUCGGGAACAAAAAUUUUCCAAAUCAUGAAAAAUUCUCUUCUAAUCUCUUUAAUUUGAGAGGAUGAAUAUACGGUCAUAUUUUCUUCCCUUUUCCCAAUGAAACUUUUUUUCAUAUUUUCAUCUGGUUUCCCUCUUGAGAAAGUUUGAACUCCUGGGAAGCAUGUUUGAGGUUGGAAGCAAAUGUAGUGUUGAGUUUUCUUGUGAAAAGUGUUUGCAGAGCCACUGUACCUAAUUUGCAGCAACAAUUAACCCACCAGGUCUCAAUCUACCAACCCAAUAUGAUUCACAAUGAACAAGCAUACUCCAGGUUGUUGGCGAUAUGUCUUCAACAUUGCAAACAAAUUCAGACCCGCCAACUGUUCGACGAAAUGCCUCAAAGAGUUAAACAAGCUUCCAGAGCCGUUAACCUCAUCCAUGCCCAAAGCUUGACUCUGGGUUUCGAUUCCAUAGGUAAACUUGGCAAUGCCAUUGUCGAUUUGCACGCUAAAUGUGGCAACAUUGUGUUUGCUCAGAAGAGUUUUGACCGUUUGGAACGACGAGAUACGCUGGCGUGGAACUCGGUUUUAUCGAUGUAUUCGAGACAGGGAAUGUUGGAAUAUGUUUUACGGCUCUUUGGGUCUAUGCGGGCUUCUGGGGUUGAUCCGAAUCAGUUUACUUAUGCCAUUGUUUUAUCGGUUUGUGCAAGAUUGACGGAUAUUGUGUUGGGUAAGGCGGUGCAUUGUCAUGUUGUGAAAACGGGGUUCGUGUGUGAUUCGUUUUGUGAAGGAUCGCUUAUUGACAUGUAUGCGAAAUGUGGCCUUGUAGAUGAUGCAUCAAAGAUAUUUGAUGGGUGCGUGUACGCGGAUACGGUUUCGUGGACCGCGAUGAUUGCCGGUUAUGUAAAAGGUGGUCUCCCUGACAAGGCGAUAACGUUAUUUAAGGAUAUGUUGAAAGUAGGUCGUAUACCAGAUCAAGUGGCAUUUGUAACUGUCAUUAGCGCGUGUAUUGAAUCAGGGCGUUUCAAUGACGCACGCCAGUUGUUCGAUAAAAUGCGUGAUCCAAAUGUUGUAGCAUGGAAUGUCAUGAUCUCAGGGCAUGCUCGGGACGGUUGUUACCAUAUGGCUAUCGAUUAUUUCAAAAGCAUGACUAGAUACGGGAUUAAACCGACUCGAUCCACACUAGGAAGUGUUUUAAGCGCCAUUGCGAGUACAUCUGAUCUUGAUUGCGGUUCACAAGUUCAUGCGUUAGCAACCAAACAAGGGUUGUUUUCCAAUGUUUAUGUUGGAAGUUCUUUGAUCAACAUGUAUUCAAAGUGUCAAGAAUUGUAUUUUGCGAGGAGUGUCUUUGAUGCAUUAGACGAUAAAAAUACUGUUUUAUGGAACACAAUGCUCGGAGGUUACGCCCAAAAUAGAAACGCUGAUGAAGUAAUUAGUCUGUUCAUAAACAUGAGACAUGCUGGCUUCAUACCGGAUGAAUUUACUUACACUAGUGUUUUGAGCGCGUCUGCUUCUUUGAAAAGUGUUGAAUUAGGGAAGCAGUUGCAUUCACUUGUCGUCAAAUACAAGUUCAACAUGAACUUAUUUGUCGGAAAUGCAUUGGUAGAUAUGUACGCAAAGUCGAGUUCUCUACACGAUGCUAUAAAACAAUUUAACAUGAUAAAGAAUCGCGAUAAUGUUUCUUGGAAUGCAAUGAUAGUCGGGUUUGUGCAGGAAGAAGAAGAAAGCAAGGCGUUUAGCAUGUUUCAGAAGAUGCGAAAAGACGCUAUUACCCCCGAUGAGGUAUGUUUUGCUAGUUUACUCAGUGCUUGUGCAAAUGUCCAAUCUAUCACCAAAGGAAAACAAUUGCAUUCACUUUUAGUUAAGUUAAAUAUGGAAACCCGCCUUUAUUCCGGAAGCUCUCUUCUUGAUAUGUAUUCUAAAUGCCGGGUCGUUUCGGACGCACAAAAAAUCUAUAGUUCCAUGUCGGUGAAAAGCGUAGCUUCUACUAACGCUUUAAUUGGUGGGUUUGUUGUUCAAAAUUCCGUUACGUUAGCUAUAAGUUUGUUUAAAGAUAUGCUAUAUGGAGGAUUGUUAAACCCAUCGGAGGUUACGUUAGCAAGCUUAUUGGAUGGCUGCAAUGAACCUUCCAAAUUGACUCUCGGAAGACAAAUUCACAAUUUUGUUAUAAAAUACGGUUUUUCUGGUUAUGAUGAUGAAUUCUUGGCGGUGUCUCUUUUGGGCAUGUAUUUUAACACGCGGGUCCCGGCAGAUGCUUUGGUUGUCUACUCAGAGUUGCCAGACCCGAAAAGCACGGUUAUGUGGACGGCCGUUUUAUCGGGACUUGCUCAAAACGAUUGCAGUGACAACGCGUUGGAAAUAUACCUAGAAAUGAGGAGAAACAAUAUAAUGCCCGAUCAAGCGACGUUUGUUAGCGUUCUUAAAGCAUGUGCAGCGUUAGCGUCUUUACAAGACGGUCAUGUGGUCCACUCGCUCGUUUUCCACACGGGUUUUGACUCAGAUGAGUUGACUUGCAGUGCUCUCGUGGACAUGUACGCUAAAUGUGGGGACAUCGCAAGUGCUUCGCAAGUCUUUAACGAAAUAAUUAACAAAAAAGAUGUCAUCACAUGGAACUCGAUGAUUGUCGGUUAUGCGAAAAACGGGUACGCGGAGGACGCACUACGUAUCUUUAACGAAAUGAGUGAGUCAAAGUCAAAUAUAAAGCCCGAUGACAUCACGUUUCUUGGAGUACUCACAGCUUGCAGUCACGCAGGAAAAGUAACCGAAGGACGUCGUAUUUUUGACUCUAUGAUUAACCACUACAAGAUGGAACCACGUAUGGAUCAUAUUUCAUGUAUGAUCGAUCUUCUCGGAAGGUGGGGUAAUCUCACGGAGGCCGAGGAAAUAAUCGACAAGUUAGAAUUCAAACCGAACGCUAUGAUUUGGGCUACGUUUCUCGGUGCGUGUAGAAUACACGGUGAUGAAAGAAGAGGAAAACGUGCGAGUGAUGAGUUGUCAAAUUUGGAGCCCGAUAGUUCGGCUUCGUUUGUGUUGCUUUCUAAUAUAUUUGCGGCUUCGGGGCGAUGGGACCAAGUGAAGUUAGUUAGAAGGGAAAUGAAAGAGAAGGGCGUUAAGAAGCAUCCGGGAUGUAGUUGGAUUAAGUUGGGAGAGAGUACACACUUGUUUGUUUCGGGGGAUGACUCUCAUUCGAAGUGUGGUGAAAUAUACGCGCUUUUGAAACAACUGAAAGCGCCAAUGAAGGAUCAAGGGUAUGCUCCACUAAUGCUAUGAUCUUGCUGCAGUCAUAUAAAGGAACCGAUUGCAUGUUGCUGGAACUAAAGGAAAGGCAGGGAUCAACAUGCACGUUUUGUGAAGCAAUUUUACGGGACUCCUCAUUUAUUUGAUGUAAAAGAAAGGUUCCCGUCACCAUGGUUAAAUGUCGAGAAUAUCCUCUAGUGUUGACAAAAAGAAACCUUGUGAACCCAGAUCAUUACUGUGAACCAAGAUCCUGCAGAUCCAAGAUCCUGUUGUGUCGCUUGGCUUUGAUCACAUGGAAAUUCUCGGUCUGUUCUUUUCAUGCAUAACUCUCUUUAUGAAUACAAUUUUCAAAUUUGUGUAAGCCUAAAGUUCCUGCAUUCACUGUACCUCAACUUCCGGAAGCAAUGGCGGCUGUUCUUAAACAAAAGGCACAUGAAUCGGACAGACAAGAAGAUGAGCCUCCAUUUGAGUCGGAAGGUGGACAGCAGCAACAGCCGAGUCUAGUUUAGCUCGUGUCGGUUGGUGAAGGGUGCACUGCGGAUGGGCAAAUCCCUUUGAAAUUGUGCUUUUCUCUUCAUGCAUGAAAUCAUGUACAAGAUUGGUUGACUCCUCCGCAACAAUUUAAAAAAAAAAAGAUUUUUGCCCAAAUUUUGACCUGCACGGAAAGGUUGAUGUUUAUAACCCGAACCCAUCGCAAAUUAAGUUUCAUAUGUGUAAAGAGUUUGCCAGCUUGAUACAUAUUCAAAUUGGUGUACGUUUUGUUGAUGUACGUCUUAAACACUAUUCUUGGCCCAGUAGUGAAGUAUAAUUUGAAACCGUUGUUCUUAGUAUAUGUAGAAGUUGGAACACGGGCCAAUGCUCAUGUGCAAUCAAAUUGUAGAUGUGAUAAGAUAUGUAGGUCGGGUAACAUGUCAAAACAAAUAAUCUUUUAGUGCAUGUUAGAACAGGGUGUUGACCCAUCAA
Helianthus annuus (common sunflower) is the source of this 4209-nucleotide messenger RNA. Its product is annotated as pentatricopeptide repeat-containing protein At3g09040, mitochondrial. Lineage: Eukaryota; Viridiplantae; Streptophyta; Magnoliopsida; Asterales; Asteraceae. The transcript is spliced from 5 exons. Gene Ontology annotation, biological process: RNA modification. Gene Ontology annotation, molecular function: RNA binding; protein binding. The record is from RefSeq and is a predicted model, not a curated record. The coding region runs from base 313 to 3279 and encodes 988 amino acids.